AGACUUGCCUGUCUUUGCUGUCAUUUUGAGCAACUACCAAGCUUCAAACAUGGUCUGUUCUCAGCCUCAUGUUUAUACUGCAAUUUUCAUUCUGCAUGCUGUUAAGGCCUGUGCCUUGGACAGCUAUAUUGCAGCAGUGUAUGAGCACUCUGUUAUAUUGUCAGAGGACACCAACAUACCUGUUUCUCGUGAAGAUGCAUUGAUGCUGAUGAACAAAAACAUGGAUGUUCUGGAAGAGGCCAUCAAAGCAGCAGCCCUGCAGGGGGCGCGUAUCAUUGUGACUCCUGAAGAUGGUGUUUAUGGCUGGGUUUUCACAAGGGAAACCAUUUACCCAUAUCUUGAGGACAUCCCAGAUCCACAGGUGAACUGGAUUCCAUGUACUGACCCUGAAAGAUUUGCUCCUGCACCAGUGCAGGAAAGACUCAGCUGCAUCGCAAGGAGCAACGCUAUCUUUGUGGUUGCCAAUAUUGGGGACAAGAAGCCAUGUAAUUCCAGUGAUCCCAAGUGCCCCAACAAUGGUCAUUAUCAGUAUAAUACAGAUGUUGUCUUUGAUUCAGAAGGGAAAUUGGUUGCACGCUACCAUAAGUACAACCUCUUUGUGACAGAAACCCAAUUUGAUUACCCUAAGGAGCCAGAGUUUGUCACCUUCAAUACAUCCUUUGGAAAGUUCGGCAUUUUCACUUGUGCGGAUAUACUUUUCCAUGAUCCUGCUGUGGUCCUGGUGAGCAAGUUACACGUGGAUACUGUGCUGUUCCCAACAGCUUGGAUGAACACUUUGCCUCUUCUGUCUGCUAUACAGUUCCACUCUGCAUGGGCUAUGGGAAUGGGUGUCAAUUUUCUUUCCGCUAAUACACGCAACUCCAGUUUAGAUAUGACAGGGAGUGGUAUCUAUGCACCAAAUGGACCCAAGGCAUUUCAUUACAAUACAGAAACAGAAAAGGGUCACCUCCUGUUUGCAGAGCUGAGUUCACAUCCUCGUCUUUCUCCCACCUACCCUGCUGCGGUCAACUGGAGUUUGUAUGCCACAAGCAUCAAACAGUUUUCAUCAGAUGAAAAUGAUUUCAGCGGAAUAAUUUAUUUUGAUCAGUUCACCUUCACUGAACUCACAAUGCCUGAAGGAAAUCAUACAGUUUGCCAGAAAGACCUUUGUUGUCAUUUGAGCUACAGGAUGGCAGAGAAGCGAGAAGAUGAAGCAUAUGUGCUAGGUGUUUUUGAUGGCCUUCAUGUUGUUGAAGGAGAGUACUAUUUGCAGAUAUGUACACUACUCAAGUGUGAAAGCACAGACUUGAAAACUUGUGGGCAGCCAGUGGCUACGGCUCAGACAAGCUUUGACACAUUUUCACUCAGUGGCACAUUUGGCACUAGAUAUGUCUUUCCAGAAGUGUUGCUCACUGAGGUUCAACCGGCACCUGGCGAAUUUCAGGUAUUAAGUGAUGGACGUCUGAUAAGCCAGAAUGGCACUUCUAAACCAGUCCUGUCAGUGACUCUCUUUGGGAGGUGGUAUGAAAAGGAUCCUCCACACCCACAACAAACUGCCACAUGAUGUUGCUAUUGAUGCUUCUUAACUUUCUUAAAAUAGGAACUUCCUGUAAAGUUAAUUUGUCUUAACUACAGUCACAUCUAAUAUUGUCAUAUUUUGUAAUCUACACAUCUUCUGUAUUACUUGAUUGUUAUGAUUCCAUUAUAAAACCAAAUUAUUGGACUG
This is a messenger RNA of Pelodiscus sinensis (Chinese soft-shelled turtle), 1705 nucleotides long. RefSeq names its product pantetheinase. Gene Ontology annotation, biological process: pantothenate metabolic process. The record is from RefSeq and is a predicted model, not a curated record. NCBI's taxonomy places the organism in Eukaryota, Metazoa, Chordata, Testudines, Trionychidae. Gene Ontology annotation, molecular function: pantetheine hydrolase activity.